AAGAGCUUGAGGUCGAUCAGUACUGUGAAGGUCGAGAAGACCUUGAGAAGGCAUGCAUUGACCAGACCCAGCACUACUGCAGCUCCUCCUCCAGAUUACGGUGGUGGGUUGAUACAGAGAGCUUUGCCGCUUCUGGAAUUGCCACAGCAGGAACAUGUCUUAUUGUUGGAAGAGUCUUUUUUGCAGAGGACGAUAGGCGGGAUGGUGCAAGAGGUGAAGGCGAUUCUGCGGUCGAUGGAGGACGGGGAGAUCAGCGUCUCGGCGUACGACACGGCGUGGGUGGCGCUGGCCAGGGACCCGGAGAGGACCGACCGGCCACUGUUUCCGAAGAGCCUCCGGUGGAUCGCCAACAACCAGCUCGGCGACGGUUCUUGGGGGGACGCCGCCGCCUUCUCCGCCCACGACCGGUUGAUCAACACGUUGGCCUGCGCCGUCGUGCUCGCCUCCUGGAAUCUCCACCCCGACAAGUGCCUCAGAGGGGUGGAGUACGUGAGGGAGAACAUGUGGAGGCUGGAGGAGGAGGCGGCGGAGCACAUGCCCAUUGGCUUCGAGGUGGCGUUCCCUUCGCUGAUGGACCUGGCCAAGGAGCUGGGGCUGGAGAUUCCCUACUCGCACCCUUAUUUGCAAAGCAUAAGCGCCAUGAGAGACCUUAAAUUGAAGAGGAUUCCGAAGCAAGUGCUGCACGAGGUGCCGACCACGCUGCUGCAUAGCAUGGAAGGAAUGGCUGGCUUGGACUGGGAGAAGCUUCUUCGACUACAGUGCCGAGACGGCUCCUUUCUCUUUUCGCCUUCCUCCACCGCCUACGCGCUGAUGCAGACGGGCGACGGCAAAUGCCUCAAAUAUCUCGAGCGAAUCGUCCGUAGAUUUGAUGGAGGAGUGCCGAACGUGUACCCUGUCGACCUCUUCGAGCACCUGUGGGUGGUGGAUCGCCUGCAACGCCUCGGCAUCGCCCGCUACUUCAAGCCGGAGAUCAAGGACUGCCUCGAUUACGUGCACAGAUACUGGACGGAGGACGGCAUUUGUUGGGCCAAGGACUCGCGGGUUUUCGACAUCGACGACACGUCGAUGGGGUUCCGCCUGCUGCGGUUGCACGGUUACCCUGUCUCCCCCGAUGUGCUGCAGCAAUUCGAGAAGGACGGGGAAUUCGUGUGCUUCCCAGGGCAGUCGAACCAAGCGGUGACGGGGAUGUACAACCUGAACCGGGCGGCGCAAGUGGCCUUCCCCGGGGAAGAGAUACUGAAGCGAGCUAAGAGCUUCUCCUAUGCCUUCUUGCGAGAGAAACAAGCUGCACACCAGCUGCUCGACAAAUGGAUCAUCACCAAGGAUUUGCCCGGGGAGGUGGAGUAUGCUCUGGAUUUCCCCUGGUACGCGAGCCUGCCUCGCGUCGAGGCAAGACUCUACUUGGAGCAGUAUGGAGGGGGAAGUGAUAUUUGGAUUGGCAAGACUCUCUACAGGAUGCCUCUGGUGAACAAUGAUAUGUAUUUGGAGUUGGCUAAAUUGGACUUUAACCAUUGCCAAGCUCACCAUCAGCUGGAGUGGCUCUAUCUUCAAAAGUGGUACGAGGAGGCAGGCCUUGGAAGGCAUGGUGUGAGCAGAAGAACCCUGUUGGAGGACUUCUUCUUAGCAGCCUCUUGCAUAUUCGAACCCGAACGCAAGACUGAGAGGUUGGGUUGGGUUCGAACCCUGGUUUUCUCGAAGGCCAUUUCAGCCUACUUUGGCAGGGACUCAUGCACUGAAACUAUGAGACAAACACUGAUACUGAACUUCCUCAAUGCUGAUGACUGCUGCAGCAAUGAGCAUGGCACCAACAGGGCAGGCAAGAGUGGGAACGGAGAGUGGCUGGCCGAGUUGCUCCAGCAACUCGUCGAUGGCCUUGUGGUAUUGGGUGCGGAAUCUGAUCGAAAGCGAAUGCGCAACUACUUACUCGAAGCCUGGAUUGUGUGGUUAUCGACAUGGAAGAGUGAAGAGCAAGGAACCGGGGUGUUACUAGUGAGGACCAUCGAGGCUUGUGGAGGGCGUUUCGACUCGAUUCUAGCUCAACCACACUGUGACAUCUUAUCCUCCAUCUGUGAUCGACUUUUGCAACAAAAGCUCGACCCCAAGAACACGCACAAGGAGACACUAGAGGAGAAGAUGCGAGAGCUAGCUCAGUGUGUGCUCCAGAGUACUUCAGAGGAACAAGGGCUCGACUUGCACCAAACCAAGCAGACAUUUCUUCUUGUGGCAAAGAGCUUCUACUAUGUUGCUCACUGCUCAGAGGAUGUUCUCAACGAUCACAUCGCCAAGGUCCUCUUCCAGCCUGCGGAUUAAGAAUGAACUUAAACUGUGCUUGGUUUAAGUUCGAAUGAAUUGCAAGUGUAAAUAAUGGAACCUUUAUCUGGAUAAGUUUUCAUAGAAUAUGUGUAUCUAUUAGAUGCUGUUGCCCGGCAGCUUCAAAUGGCAGACAAUUGCAUGAUUCAGAGAAUAAUGAAGAUAUUCCGGCGGAUUC
This is a messenger RNA of Zingiber officinale, 2488 nucleotides long. RefSeq names its product (-)-kolavenyl diphosphate synthase TPS28, chloroplastic-like. The transcript has 14 exons. Gene Ontology annotation, cellular component: chloroplast. The coding region runs from base 202 to 2310 and encodes 702 amino acids. Lineage: Eukaryota; Viridiplantae; Streptophyta; Magnoliopsida; Zingiberales; Zingiberaceae. The record is from RefSeq and is a predicted model, not a curated record. Gene Ontology annotation, biological process: gibberellin biosynthetic process. Gene Ontology annotation, molecular function: magnesium ion binding; terpene synthase activity.